Messenger RNA from Venturia canescens, 1437 nucleotides. Its product is annotated as rac GTPase-activating protein 1-like. Gene Ontology annotation, molecular function: GTPase activator activity. Lineage: Eukaryota; Metazoa; Arthropoda; Insecta; Hymenoptera; Ichneumonidae. Gene Ontology annotation, cellular component: cleavage furrow; nucleus; midbody. The coding region runs from base 179 to 1114 and encodes 311 amino acids. The record is from RefSeq and is a predicted model, not a curated record. The transcript has 6 exons. Gene Ontology annotation, biological process: mitotic spindle midzone assembly; Rho protein signal transduction; mitotic cytokinesis.
UGCAAACUGCCUCGAUUUAUAUAUGAAGCAAUCAUUCCUCAUCUUAGGAGCUGGAAACUCUGCUCGCGAAGUUCUGACUAUUGAAAAAUUUCCUAAUCGAAAUAUUUCAAUUCUACGUUCCACUUCGUUCCAAGCUCAAUUGAAAAUCUGAAGCUCCGCUACGAUUUUUGCUCUCGCAAUGGACAGGGGAAGCUCUAUAGGAAAUUUUCGACGCGGCUUUGUAAGUAAUCCAAUGGGCAUUACGCCCAGUCAUGCUACGGCACGGAGACUGGCGUAUGGAGAAGAAAUGUCACGCGCCGAGCCUACAACUUCACGGGUCAACAUGAAAUCGUUACAACGGAGUUUAAGAAACCAAUUCGAUCAGCUUUCAUCCUCAUUCUCCAAGUCCAAGCCUAGCGUGCCUUCCGAACGGAAACAAGCCGGUCAUGGUGAUUCGAAAAAAUUUGCUGAUUAUGCUCCGAACGAACCGCCUUUUAUACCAUCUCUGAUCCUCCACUGUAUCGAAGCGAUCAGAUCACGUGGUAUUCGGCGUAAAGGGUUGUACGCAAAAUUAAGAAACCCCGACGUAGUCAGUUUUCUGAUGAAGGAAUUUUCCAAGGGGAAAAUUCCGGACUUGAGUGAAGUUUCCAUUUCCACAAUUUGCUCAACGCUGCUACGUUUUAUGAGAUCGUUGUCAGAGCCACUCGUCACUUUCGAACUUCGGGACGAAUUUAUUCGUGCAGCUUUGAUAUCUAAAAAAGGAGGGGGGAACGGAGCUCUUCUUACAGUAAUUUCGAAACUUCCACGGGUGAAUCGCGACACUCUGGCUUAUCUCAUACUUCAUCUACAACAAGUAUCCAGGAGCCCGGAAUGCGCAAUGUCCGUAGACAAAUUGGCCAGAAUUUUCGGACCCACCCUGCUCGCUUACGGUGACAUCGAACUCACUGACGAGACGUUGGACAUUGAAACGGAAAAACAAUAUGAGGUUUUUCGGAGGUUGAUGAGCAUUUCUGCGCAUGAAUGGGCCAGGUUCAUUAAUUUCGAUGCUCUUGAGAACAGGUUGAUGAGGGAAACUAGAACGACCAUAUCCCCUGCUACAUCAACUUCGGACUUGGACGACGAUGAUAUGUUUUAAAAGAAACAUUUUCACUACGUAUUUUCGAUUUCGCCGGUAUUUGCUAAUGAAAAAAGGAUUGAAAAAAGUGUAUUUCUAAAAUCACAACUGUUUUAUAUUUUUCCGAGUUACAGUUUGAAUGUUUAAAUUCCAGACGUUAUUGUAUUUUCGUGUGUUCACCGGUUUCUUCCGUAUGUGUAAAAAAUUCUACUCUAAUUUAAUGAUCCGUCUUUAUCUUCGAUAAUAUCGAGUCUGAAGAUUCCAUGCAGGGCAAAUAUUUUCAAGCUAGAGAUUUGUCUUGUUUCCAUGACCUGAAAAAUCGAAAUAAAGGAUUCGACAGCAAA